AUGGGCGUCACUCGGGAAAGCCAGUGCAGUAAGGGAAGCCGUCGGGGGCUUUGUGAGGCUUUCAGCUGGAGAGCAGCGGAGCCUUCUGCUCUAAGGGAGAGGGGAGAGGCCAGCCGGGGUCGUCUGGAGGAGGAGGUGGAGGAGGCCCCGAGGCGGCCCCGGGAUGCCUGGCUCCACCUCGACUCCGGGCUCCCGCGGGGAGCGGGCCUGGCUUCUGGGAGCAGAACCCCGAGCGGCAGCAGCCGUCGGGGUUGUGGCGCGGAGUCAGCCAGACAACAAGGGGAAGACGUAGUAGCUGCGGAGGGGACUGGGGACCGGGACCGCCUGCGAGGGCGCGCAAGUAACCCCCGGAUCUUCAAGGGUGGAACAAACACAGCUGGGGCUGCCAGCGGGGGCACCCGCGCUCGGCUGACCCAGCCCGUGCGGGUCGCUGGCUCCGGGCAGCUCCAGGCUUCUCUGAAGGUGGACCCGCACGGGGCCCCCAACUUCACUUGGUCCUUUAACCUCUCCGGCCCUCUCUCCCCCCUCGGGAUUGGUGAGCAAAUGUCGGUGACAAAAGCCGCACCAACACGGAAGCCACCCCCUAGCCAGGAUCACCGUCGGUCCGUCGGGUCCCGGGACCCACUUCAUCCCCUCGCCCUGCUCCCGGCUUUCCUCCUGCUUAACCCCGGGGGUUACGUCAAUACGCGACCCCUGCCGCUCCACAAUUCCUCUUUGAUCAGCGUGGACGGCCGGACACCGCUACCGGGCGCGAGCCGCCCUUUCCCAGGCCCCCCGAAGCACCGAACCCGGGGCCGGGAGGGCCGCCUGCGCCCAGGACCCCCGAUUCCUCACCGGAGGCUGCGGGGUCCCCGGGAGCAGGACGGACGAUCGCCGGGGUCCCAGCCUCACCCGCGCGGGGGGCUACGCCAGGCCCUCCAGCGGCCCCGGGACGGCCAUCUGACGGCUGAAGACGGGCCGGGGGGCCGGGACACCGCGGCUGCCGUGACGGCUGAGGUGCGGACACCCCGGUUCUGCUCCAAGCCCACUUCCCCUCCCCCACGCAGAAUCCCAAGGCUGCUGAACCCCGGGGCCGGGCGGGGGGCAGGGGGGCGGCCCCUCCCGGCCUGGCCCGCAGCCCCUGCCCUGCCCGCCCUCGCCGGCAGCCACGGGCCCAGCCAGGUGCCGCCGGCCACGCUGAACGGCCACCGUCCUCGGCGCCUCGAGGGCUGGCGGCGGGGACUUCAGACGCCGGCAGCCGGGGAGCCGCGCCCGACGGCGAGAGAGGCAGCUGGCUUCCGACGGCCACAUUGCUCCCGGGCUGCGGGGAGCCCGGGCCCUGCGGUCCUAGGGUCGCCCGAGAAGCACGAGCUGCGAGGAUCCCGGUGUGAGAGCAACCCCGGCACAAGCAAAAACACAGCGACGGGAGAGCCUGCUCCAAAGACAGCUGGAGUGGCGGAGUGCCUGCCAGACCCACAGCCCGGCACCGAGUUCAAGACCCCAGGAGAGCGUAGCAGCAAUCACAACGACAACCAGAGUAAUAAUAAACCUUCGCCCCUCGCUGCGGUGUACCUUCCAACUUCCCGGGGCUCCAGCGGGGGCCCCAGUGUCUCCAAACCCCAAGACUCCGGUGGUCAGCCUGCCCCCGGGGGCUGCGCCCGGCCCUCGGCUCUGUGCUCAGCCAAAGCUUCGCCCCGGAGCUCUGUGCGCCUAGGGUUCCCGCACUAG
Messenger RNA from Perognathus longimembris pacificus (Pacific pocket mouse), 1707 nucleotides. RefSeq names its product WAS/WASL-interacting protein family member 1-like. Bases 1 to 1707 code for a protein of 568 amino acids. Lineage: Eukaryota; Metazoa; Chordata; Mammalia; Rodentia; Heteromyidae. The record is from RefSeq and is a predicted model, not a curated record. The transcript is spliced from 8 exons.